CACGUAGAUGAAGCGUAGACUUCGGAGACGUGCCCACGCUCAACGUUCUGGCGUUCCUCGUCGCCCUCGUCUUUGAUGGAGGAUAGUCGGAACGCGAAGCAGCGCAAGAAGUUUUUGUCCCUCUCGCACUCUCUGUCGCCGUCAUCUUUACGUCAUCGACUUCGCCCAAGACAUGCCGGUGCCGUGGACGGCCAAACGAGCAUUUCCCAGCCGCCACUGCCGCCUCGCCUCCUUCUCCUCUUCCUCUUCAUCCUUGUCGUCGUGGACUCAGGCGAUCCGUUCCGCCGCGGACCUUGGCCGCUCCCGCCGCGCCGUCUACCUGUACGCUCACAUGCUACGCUCCGGCUGCCGCCCCGAUCCUUUCGCCGCUGCAGCCGCCCUCAAGGCCUGCGCUCGAAUUCCUUCGAAGCCCCUCGCCGUCGCCAUUCACGGCCAUCUCCAAAAACUCGGCUUCGACUCCCACGUCUACGCUCAGACCGCGCUCGCCGACCUCUACUCUAAGCUCGAUGGCAUGGAAGCCGCGCGGAAGAUAUUUGACGGAAUGCCUGUGAAAAACGUCGUCUCGUGGAACUCGAUCCUCUCCAUGCACAUGAGAGCAGGAGAAUUGGAGGCCGCUCGGAGAGUCUUCGAUGAGAUGCCCGUAAGAGAUGUGAUCUCCUGGAAUUCGAUCAUAUCGGGGUAUGCCAAAGCUGGGGACAUGGACAGUGCGGCUGAAUUAUUCGAUUGCAUGCCAGAGAGGAACCCUGCUUCGUGGAAUGGGAUGAUUAGCGGGUACAUUAACCGUGGGGAUAUGGGGAUGGCGAGGGAGUUCUUUGAGGAAAUGCCUGUCAGAAGCAAUGUUUCUUGGAUUGCGAUGAUCUCUGGGUACACAAGGUGCGGUGAUGUUGCAUCUGCGUGGGAGAUUUUUGAUCAGAUGGAAAAGAAGGAUCUUUAUGCAUGGAACGCGAUGAUUGCUUGCUAUGCGCAGAAUGGAUGCCCUAGAGAGGCUAUUCAGUCAUUCAAUAGGAUGCGAAAGCCAGAUUCAGGUGUUGAGCCAGACGAGAUGACUUUUUCUAGCGUUAUAUCAGCUUGUUCGCAGUUGGGGAAUUUGAGAUUUGGGUUGUGGAUCGAGGAGUAUAUGCGCUUGUUGGGAAUUGAAUUGGAUGAUCACUUGAGGACUGCUCUUGUGGAUUUGUACUCUAAGUGUGGUGGCAUGGACAAAGCUUUUGAGCUUUUCAGUGGAUUCAGGAGGAGGGAUUUAGUGUCUUAUAGUGCGAUAAUUUUGGGGUGUGGUAUCAAUGGGAGAUCCAAUGAUGCAAUCAAAUUGUUUCAAAAGAUGUUGGAUGAAAAGGUUUCCCCAAAUGCAGCAACAUUUGUUGGGCUUCUGACAGCAUAUAACCAUGCUGGUUUGGUUGAGGAAGGCCGUAGAUGUUUUGCUUCUAUGUCCAAAAAGCAUAAAGUUGCACCGUCAGUGGAUCACUAUGCAAUCAUCGUGGAUCUUGUUGGUCGCAGUGGUAGGUUGGAAGAAGCUUAUCAGUUGAUCAGGAAGAUGCCAAUGCAGCCUCAUGUGGGUGUCUGGGGAGCCUUACUUCUGGCUUCUAGGUUACAUGGCAACAUAGAAUUUGGGGAGCUUGCUGCCAGGAAUUGCUUUAAGAUGAAGCCUGAAGAAAGCGGUUAUUAUCUCCUGUUAGCUGGUCUCUAUGCCGAAGCUGGAAAAUGGGAGAAGGCUAAGAGACUGAGAAAGAUGAUGGAAGCAAAAGGAUUAUAUAAGAUGCCAGGAUGUAGCUGGGUAGAACCAACAUAGGUCCCUCUGCUUUUGGUUAGGUUGAUGCCAGAUGAUGCGACGGCUGCAAAACAAUUCCUUAGUGAUAACAAUGGAGUCAUUCUCUCAGAUGUUAUGCAUUCGUAGAUUGCAUGCACUUCCAUGAUGCCCAUGACAUGUUUAGCUUUUGAAAGUAGAUGAUGCAUCAUUCAGCAGGAAUUUCAAAUUCUGAGCAGGUCUGCUCAUAAAAUGUUUGCGGAAAAUGCACCACCAGGUUGUUACAUGGGUGGUGUUAUACUCCAUUGACAGUUUACCAUCAACAUCGACGAGUUUCAACUUGUGUUGUGACUGAAAUACUGUUGCUGGACAGAAUCUACACUGAUAUAAAUUGGGCGAAGAUUCAGAGCAUUUAAAUUCUGGUGAUGUUUGUUGUCUCUAAAGUUCUAGUUCUUCCACCACUCAAAAGUUUGUCAUUCAAAAACUCAUGUCAACUCCUCAAAAGUCCUUGAAAAACUCAUGUCCACCUGUCUAUCAUGAUCCAAUCAGUCCUCCGGAGAGUCAGAAAUGGAAUUGCUUCUUCCGGGGGAAGAUAAUAGUUUUAGAGAUGAGCGGAGAAGGGAAUACACACAACAAGAAGCCUAAACGAUGUAGUCAGCUUACGCUUCAAAGCUUUGUGCCAUCCAGAUUCGAAUGAGGAUGAAUCCUCGAUUCUGCAGAACGAUAAAGAAAACUCUUCUCCUAGACUGAUGCUUGUCGGCAACUUCUGGGUAUCACAUGCUGGAUCUUUUCCGUGAAUAAUUCUAAGUUCUGGACUAACCAUAAUUAGUUGGUAAACUGUUAAAAUGUUACUGGGUAGAAUACAUUGAUGGUUGACCACAGCAGGCAGUGGCAUUGUUCCUGGAAACAAUAAAGCGACGCAGUUGUCCUGGGGCUGAAACAGUCAACAUAGGUCUCUGCAACUGCAACUAAGGCACUAAAUUAGCUCAGAAUAUUUCCUGUGCAUGAACGAUUGGAUGCUUCAAAUACUUCCAUUUGUUUGCUGUUGAAUUUUCAUAAAACAUUGUUUUCCGGAGAGUGUACAACAACCAAACAUAACCAGAUAACAAGUGUUUACUUUA
This is a messenger RNA of Musa acuminata subsp. malaccensis (wild Malaysian banana), 2859 nucleotides long. Lineage: Eukaryota; Viridiplantae; Streptophyta; Magnoliopsida; Zingiberales; Musaceae. The record is from RefSeq and is a predicted model, not a curated record.